Molecule: messenger RNA, 1557 nt
Organism: Rhinolophus ferrumequinum (greater horseshoe bat)
Lineage: Eukaryota; Metazoa; Chordata; Mammalia; Chiroptera; Rhinolophidae
Gene: SERTM2
Product: serine rich and transmembrane domain containing 2
Exons: 1
Coding region: 287-559 (90 amino acids)
Cellular component (GO): intracellular membrane-bounded organelle
Source: RefSeq, a predicted model, not a curated record
UGAAAAGUAAAUGAUUUAUAUAGUUUUAAAAAAUGAUUAAGAAGUUCUGACAAAACCUAUUUGGGAGUGGUUGCUGUUCUGGAGGACACCGAAGGUGUGGCAAUUGCCAAAUUAGAACAUCUCCAUUUUCUUGCUUGUGCACUACUGACUUGGCUCUGGUCGUGAUUGCUUUGUAUGAGAUUGCUAGAAAACCUCCAAUAUAUUCAGAGACAGCCUAAGUGACUGUGGAAUGCCUCAAGGGCAAUAGAAAUCAAAUAGAAACAGGUACCGACUCAAGUCUUGAGUGAUGACAGAGGUAAUUUUCAAGUACCAUGGAAAUCUCACUGGGCGGGCCCAUUUCCCCACCCUGGCAACAGAGGUUGACACCACUUCAGAUAAGUAUUCCAACCUAUACAUGUAUGUGGGCUUAUUCCUAAGCCUCCUGGCCAUUCUCCUCUUCCUGCUCUUCACAAUGCUCCUUCGGCUUAAACAUGUCAUCUCACCCAUCACCUCGGAGAGCACAGAAAGUGUUCUUCAAUUCACAGAUGUAGAGAUGCAGAGUCGAAUCCCCACUCCUUAAAGCCAGGAUGAAGACAGCUGUAGGGGAGCUCAGUAAACCUUGUAUGUUGAUGUCCAGGAAAGCUUACUUUGUUGCACUGCAUGUAGGAAGUCAAGUCGUUCCUUUAACAAAAUGUUGUUCAUGUUUUCUUUGUGUUAUUCUUUAUCUUGACUUUGCUUGUGGGAUAUCUAACAGGUUUAAGACUCAUUCUUUGCCAGGAAUAUAGGAGAUGACAGCUGGUUGGGAGGGCAGGUUUCUAUAGUAACCAAAGAGUGCUUGGGCCUUGAGCAAACCUGAGACCACAGAAAUUCAUAUGCAGCUGUUGUAAAGAAACACAGGAUCCUUGGAAGCUCCAAAAACAAGAAAAAUUUGCCUUUGAAAGGGCUGAUUUGUUCAAAGAGGUUACCCCAAGAAAAGGAUAAGUUCUAAUUUAGUACUUGGACCCUAAAGAAUCACAUCUGCUGAUAUGAAGCUAAAUCAUGUCAGAGAUUGAUGGACGGGACCAUGAACCUUUCCCAAAGGGGAAGUGAUUUUAUCAUCUAAGGCCAUUGAGUUUGUCUCAAAUGAAAGAAAAGUUUUCAAGAAACUGUUUCAGUUUAAAGAGUAAGUUUGCAGACAGAUGUUUCCAGUCAACAAAUUCAUCUAGAGCGGUAAAAUAUGCAUUUCACAUCUGAGUUAUUACUAUUACUGGACUUUUAAAAACUCAGAUAAUGACAGAUGUAUUAUGAAAAUUUGGGAUGAUGAGCUCUCCGAAAAACCAAGGGAAAAUUAAGUCAAAAUGUGCUCAUGACAAUCAACCUUUGCCUUUUUCUCCCUACCUAUCAUGCUUCAGGAUUGAGUUGCACACAAAUAUGAGCUGUAUUUAAAGGUGGCCUUAGUAAAGAAGACUCAACUGUAGUUUAAAGCAGAAAUGAAAUCAUAUUGGUAUUCUGUUGUUGAAUGAGUGUGGCUUUGGAUGAAACAUUCAAGCCUCUCGGUGCCAGGAUUUCUUUCAGAGAGAUAUUUAGUCAUCACUGAAC